GCGUAAAAAGAAACUAAUUACAUUUAAUUAUUACAUUUACAUACAUUUAACUAUUAUUACAUACAUUUACAUACAUUUAAUUAUUAUUUUUUUCAUAAUUAUAUCUCGUUUGAAAUAUUUUUCGACAUAAUUAAUUGUUUCAAAAACACAUAUUCCAGCCUUCUAAAUGAUUUAUUUUGCGUAUUAUACGAAUUAUUCCAUCUAUAAAUAAAUUGUUCUCUAUACACACAAACACGCACACAGUCUGUUAAUUACACGAGUUAAUUGUAACAUUUUUCUCGAUAAGUUGACAGAGCAAGGAAAAUGAGCGACGAACCUACUUACAAACUAAUCUACUUCAAUGCCCGUGGUCGUGCCGAACAUAUACGGUACAUAUUUGCAUAUACUGGCAUCGAGUAUACCGACGAGAGGAUCCCCGAAGAACUCUGGCCUGAAUACAAGGCUUCAAUGCCUUAUAAAAAGCUGCCUGUGCUGGAGAUAGACGGGAAACCGGUAGCGCAGAGUAACGCUGUGGCGCGAUACUUGGCGAGGAAGUACGAUCUAAUGGGAAAGGACGAAUGGGAUGCGAUGAUAUGCGACGUGCUUGUCACGUAA
Messenger RNA from Bombus huntii, 594 nucleotides. Its product is annotated as hematopoietic prostaglandin D synthase-like. Gene Ontology annotation, biological process: glutathione metabolic process. Gene Ontology annotation, molecular function: glutathione transferase activity. The record is from RefSeq and is a predicted model, not a curated record. The transcript is spliced from 2 exons. Bases 304 to 594 code for a protein of 96 amino acids. Lineage: Eukaryota; Metazoa; Arthropoda; Insecta; Hymenoptera; Apidae.